AUGGCUCCUCCCGCAAGUCUCCCAACCCGCCAGCUUGGCCAGAACGGGCCCAAGAUCACCGCUCUUGGGCUUGGUCUCAUGGGCUUGAGCGUGGCCUAUGGCACCCCUGGUUCUGAUGACGAGCGUCUGAGCUUUCUCGACCGCGCAUGGGAGAUUGGCGCCACGAACUGGGAUACCUCCGACUUAUAUGGCGACAACGAGGUGUUGGUCGGCAAGUGGUUCAAGCUGCACCCAGAGCGCCGCGCCGACAUCUUCCUCGCCACCAAGUUUGGCCUACGCGGCACGGUCCAGUCAGAUGGCACGUAUAACAUCCGUCCCGAUAGCUCGCCCGAGUACUGCCGCGAGGCUUGCGAGAAGAGUCUGGAGAAGUUGGGCGUGGACAUUGACCUGUACUACGUCCACCGUGUGGAUGAGGUCACUCCGAUUGAAAAGACUAUUGAGGAGAUGGUCAAGUUGAAGAAUGAGGGCAAGAUCAAAUACUUCGGGAUUUCGGAGUGCUCUUCCACAACUCUCCGCCGGGCGCACGCGAUCCACCCAAUUUCAGCGGUGCAGGUUGAGUAUAACCCAUGGUCCCUCGAGAUCGAGGGUCCUGCCGGCACCCACCUUCUGAAGACUUGCCGCGAGCUCGGGGUCACAGUCUUUUGCUAUUCGCCUCUGGGCCGGGGCAUGAUGACGGGCAACUACAAAUCUGCGGAUGACUUCGAGGAGUCAGACUUCCGGCGCCAAAUCCCGAGAUUCCAGGGCGAGAACUUCCGGAAGAACAUCGAGCUUGUGGAGAAGUUUGCGGACAUUGCGCAGAAGAGACACGAGUGUAGUGCCGGACAGCUCACCCUUGCGUGGCUGCUUGCGCAGGGGGAUGAUGUGAUCCCGCUCCCGGGCACCAAGAAGAUUCCAUACCUCGAAGAAAACUUCGGCGCUUUGAAGAUCCAGCUGAGCGCCGACGAAGAGAAUGAGAUUCGGGGGCUUGUUGACGAGGCGGAUGUUCAUGGUGAUCGGAGUGCUAUGUUCGGCGCCUACGUCACUUCAGCGCCGCUGUAG
Molecule: messenger RNA, 1038 nt
Organism: Colletotrichum siamense
Lineage: Eukaryota; Fungi; Ascomycota; Sordariomycetes; Glomerellales; Glomerellaceae
Product: Aldo-keto reductase yakc
Exons: 3
Coding region: 1-1038 (345 amino acids)
Cellular component (GO): cytoplasm
Source: RefSeq, a predicted model, not a curated record